Bipolaris oryzae ATCC 44560 is the source of this 1398-nucleotide messenger RNA. RefSeq lists its product as uncharacterized. Bases 1 to 1398 code for a protein of 465 amino acids. Gene Ontology annotation, cellular component: mitochondrion. NCBI's taxonomy places the organism in Eukaryota, Fungi, Ascomycota, Dothideomycetes, Pleosporales, Pleosporaceae. The record is from RefSeq and is a predicted model, not a curated record. Gene Ontology annotation, molecular function: pyridoxal phosphate binding; transaminase activity. The transcript is spliced from 2 exons.
AUGGCUCGACCGUACGAAAACGCAAACAUCGACCAACUCCAACGUGAUGCAGACGACUGUCUACUCACAUACGGAACGGCCUUCCACCCCGAGAUCAUCACAUCUACAGACGACAUCUAUGUCGAAACCGCAUCCGGCCAUCGUAUGAUGGACUUCACUUCCGGCCAAAUGAGCACCCUAAUCGGCCACGGCCACCCAGAAGUCGUCAGCGUAAUCCAAACCCACGCCCAGCACCUCGACCACCUCUUCAGUGGCAUGAUCAGUCCCCCCGUCAUCAGCCUUGCCAAACGCCUCACUAGCGUCGCCCCGCCCGGCCUCGACAAAGCCUUCUUCCUCAGCACCGGCGGCGAAAGCAACGAGGCCGCCAUCCGCCUCGCCAAGUUCUUCACUGGAAAAUUCGAAAUCGUCGGCCUCGCAGCGUCCUGGCACGGCAUGACGGGUGCAUCGCUCGGAGCACAGUAUCACGCAGGCCGUUCGGGGUACGGGCCCAAUAUGAUUGGGAAUUUGGCGCUGCCGACGCCGAAUGCUUAUCGAUCGAUUUUCCGGAGGGGAGAUGGGGGGUAUGAUUGGGAGACGGAGCUGGAUUACGGGUUUGAUUUGCUAGACAAGCAAUCGUGUGGCUCGCUUGCUGCUGUUAUUGUUGAGCCCAUUUUGUCGAGUGGGGGGAUGUUGGAACUUCCGCCGGGUUAUCUCAAGGCGUUGAAGCGGCAUUGUGAGAAGAGGGGGAUGCUGCUUAUCAUCGAUGAAGCGCAGACUGCGCUGGGGAGAGCUGGUGAUAUGUUCGCUUUCACGCAUCAUGCUGAGGAUGAGGGCGUGGUGCCUGAUAUCCUUACUCUAAGCAAGACACUGGGGAAUGGUAUGCCGCUUAGCGCUGUGCUGACGUCGAACAAGAUCGCCAGUCAUGCGAAAGAGAAUGGGUUUUUGUUUUAUACGACGCAUAUUAAUGAUCCGCUUCCUGCAGCUGUCGGAGACAAAGUGCUCGAGAUAGUGAUUAGAGACGACCUUUGUGCUCGUUCCAAGCGGCUCGGUGUCAAACUUCAAGCUGGACUCAAACGGCUUCAGUCUCGCUAUGGAUGUAUUGGCGAUGUACGUGGUCGUGGUCUCAUGGCUGGUGUGGAGAUUGUCAGUGACAGGAAGACCAAGGCUGGUGCUCCUGAUGUCGGAGCUGCGGUAUCGCAGAAGAUGGAAAAGAUGGGGCUGUGGGCACAAUUGGCUACGAUGGCGUCAUUUGGUGGUGUUUUUAGAAUUGCACCACCAAUUACCGUCACGGAAGAGCAGUUGGAUGCUGCGUUGGGGAUUAUUGAGGAGGCGUUGAGGACAACCCCUGGCACGAUGCCAUUGUAUGUGACAGAUGAGGCAGCGGUAGAUGGCCAAUCUGUUGGGGAGUCAAACAUCUAA